Messenger RNA from Mizuhopecten yessoensis (Yesso scallop), 1006 nucleotides. RefSeq lists its product as uncharacterized. Bases 341 to 727 code for a protein of 128 amino acids. The record is from RefSeq and is a predicted model, not a curated record. NCBI's taxonomy places the organism in Eukaryota, Metazoa, Mollusca, Bivalvia, Pectinida, Pectinidae. The transcript has 5 exons.
UUGUUAAGUAAAUGUAGGCCUAGUGCGCGUUUUCGUGGAAGGUCAGCCAUAGCCAUGAUUCGGAAUUUAACUUUAGUGGCAAAGAGGGGGAGGAAUUGUUGUUUGAUAAGGAGUGCUUAUUUUCAGAGACAAAAAACUUAUCAUCUUUUCAAGAACGCCGAUCUAACAUAGUUGUUCACCGACAUCACUCAACCUCAACUGAAACAAAUCUAAGGAUCCAAAUAAUGAAUGCCUGUCUCAGAAACGAUAUAUUAGCAUACGGUCGUGCUACGACCUUUGGAUAGAUGUACCUAAAGCAGGUUUAAUUUUUGAAGGGGAAUACUACGACUGUAGCCCUGAUAUGUCAAUCGAUCCUAAAGUUCCCCUAGUUUUAGCGCUGCACGACACUCCUGGAACAGCCGAAGACCUGCUCCCUGUUCUCAACCUGCUAGCAAAAUUGGGAUACAGAGUCAUUGCUCCAAAUUUUCCAGGUUGUGGCAAAACCAAAUGGGUCCAGUGGAGGGAUUGGAAUGUCUUCACGGGAGCGCUGGAUGAGAAGAUGCAUUUUGUAUUUGACUGUCAGUCAGCAUUAGAUAUACAAAGAGUGGAUGUAGCGCUGGGCUACGGUAUGGGCUGUAGUACAUAUGUCGCACUAUCAGGAACAGACAGCAAUAUCUACAGAUCAAAUGUCCUCCUCUGUCCAGCAGAACACACUCCACUCAAGCCAGUUAAUUACAGGGAUUCAUAGCAAGACUUCAAACUAAAGGCGUGCCAUGUUGUAUGGUGUAUCACAGUGUCGCAGACGCUAAGGUCCCCCCAGAAAUAUCACAGAUGUAUGCAGAAUUAUUGGGCAUCAAGCCCGAAGACUGCAUAGUAUACCAGGAGGACAAAAAAAUCAAAUCAAGGUAAAACCCAUUUUCCAAAAGGACUAAAGGUUGAACAUGAGCAACACCAACAGCAAGAAUGAUACGUGGUGUUGUGAAGACAUUACGUUUUUAAGUGCUAUCAUGUUUAGGCUAUCAAUGCG